AUGACGACCGAGAAUCGAAGUUCCGAGACCAUUGGUACAAAGGAUAAAGGGGUGCUUAAGUCGAUACGAAGGUUAUCUAGGGUGAUGUCUAGGAGAAGCCAUUCGGGUGAGACGAGAAAAUCCAAUAAAAAAAAAGAGGAUACGGAUGAAGAAGUUGUCACGCAUGAGAAUCCAAUCGUCUUGUUCGAGGUGGAAGACACAUUUCUGAAAAGUCAAAGGAUCGAGAAAGGACACGAGAGAAAGGCUUCUAUGUCAGCUCAGCUUUCUGAUGAGAAUGGAAAGGAAUUAUUUGAACCCAGUUCCAUAUUCUCAAGCAAGACAUCCCCAGCAACCUUUGCGGGUCAGAGAACCCAAGAUGAGAUUUUUGACUACAGCAAGAGGCAAACUGGUAGGAGACCAUUAUUGCAGUCGAUGAAUUCAAGAACAGAACGCCAUGAGCCCAUGCUUAUACCUGGACCACAACAUGAACAGCAGGCUACAUCACAAUCGACGACGAAACCAGAGUGGGUCUCAACAGUCAGGAACAAAGAUGAUGCAGUGCUGGCCAAGACGAGAGACCAAGACAAAUCACAAUUGAGACAUGAAAUUGUUUCUCGACGCCAUGAAAGGUUUAGGUCUUCAACCGGGUCCCAAAUUGAGAAAGCUGCGAGCCCCAACCUUUCAAUAGUAAGCGCCAAAGAGCCACCUGAAAAGACGUUGGAGAGUGCAGAGGCAGAUGGCGAAACGGGUUCCAAAGAAGUAUCCGAAGCCAGUGAGCGGCCACAGUCUUUAUUCCAUUCUAAAUCUCAAAGAAUUGUUGCACGCAAUUAG
Candidozyma auris is the source of this 810-nucleotide messenger RNA. RefSeq lists its product as uncharacterized. The record is from RefSeq and is a predicted model, not a curated record. The transcript has a single exon. Lineage: Eukaryota; Fungi; Ascomycota; Pichiomycetes; Serinales; Metschnikowiaceae. Bases 1 to 810 code for a protein of 269 amino acids.